This is a messenger RNA of Auanema sp. JU1783, 3873 nucleotides long. Lineage: Eukaryota; Metazoa; Nematoda; Chromadorea; Rhabditida; Rhabditidae. The record is from the annotation of a GenBank genome assembly.
AUGGGGGCUAAAUUCCGACACCGCGUUCAUGGUAAAACGACAAAAAUCCAGGGAGGAAAGGCAUGUGAGGUCAUCCCCUCACGUAAUAAACACAGAAAACAAGCCCAAUCUCUAAGAAGCACCUCAUUUCAACAGAGUGGGUUGAUAGCUGUGGAUGACAGACCUCCUGUUUUGGGAGAAAACAUAUCUGAUAACUUCAGUUCCAUGACAAUCGAGCAUGGUAAUUCAAGUAAAAGUAUGAUCUCAGAAGGAGGCUUAUCUAAGCUCUCUGAGUUCACUUCUUGUACCAAUCCUGCUUUCGAUUCUGUACAUCGUAUUUGGAAGUCUGGAUCCUCCUUACAAACGGAGGUUAUCUCGGUUCUUGCCGCUGUUGCUGAGCUCAUCAAGGAGCGCAACGGAACUGAAACGGAUGUCGAAUACUUUUCCGCACUCUUAACUGCUCUUGAAGGUGUUCCUCUGGAAGAUUCUGGAAGAACCGCAGCCACAGCUUACCUUCUACACUUGAUUGUUAAACGUGUGCCGAAGGAAGUUUUGCAAAACCAGUUCACAAGAACUACUCAGAUCAUCUAUACAAAAAUACUGGAAAACGCGGAAAAUGUAGAUGGAGCCAUCCUUAAGAAUCUCUUGUCUACUCUCGGAGUUGUAUUCCGAUCUCAACCUGCGGUUGUUUGGAACAAUACUAAUUCCAAAAAUAUGGUUGUGUCUGUUGCUUCUCUCUGCAAUCAUGUUAAACCUUGGGUGCGAACCAUGUGUCGUCGUGUCGUUCGAGCUGUGCUCACCGAUCCUGUAACUUCUAUGGAUAAUGGACUUCAUGUCGCAGCCGCUGGAGUUGGUCAAUUCAUAUUGUCCCAGCUCGAGAACUCUCUUAGCACUCCUGCCGGUGCCAUGAACGCCGUUCGACAUUUGUGCCUUCUCGAAGGAGUUAUGCAUAAAAUGCCUGCAAAUCUUUUCAAACAGUUGACAGAGACUAUUUUGAAAGCUUUCACUCUUGCCGAUUCGAUGGUUAAAUGUUCUGCUCUUCAAUGCAUGCAUAGAGCUCUGCAACGUCAGCCUUGUGAUGCUGCCCUUCCAACUGAAACUAACGUUCUUCUCAUCAACGCUUUAUCUCAACUAACUCCUCCUCCGACUGAUAUUGCUGUUAAUGCUUAUUGGAUGCAAGCUUUAGCUGAAGCCCAUGUCUGCUUGACUGCCAAAUCACCGGAAAGAUGCUAUAACUUGCUCCCUUCCACAUUCCUCUUGAUUGUUAAAAUGUUUGAAACUUCUAAUGAGCAGUUGGUUCAAAUCACUUAUCAGGUUAUUACCCGUUUGAUUGAAAGAUGUGUUCAAGAUCACGAAGAUUCGGCUCGUUAUCUUCUGUCUUUGUUAGAUGGAGCUUUGAACCUCCGAAACGCUCCUGUAUGGAAAUACAUCCUCAGAUCACAGAUGCGUUUGUAUGAAACUGCAGGUGAAGGAAUUAUUGGUAUUGAGUUCACAAAAGCUCUCGAAUCUCUCGCCGCUCUCAGACAAAGCGAGCAAUGUUUCUGUAAAGCAGAGUUGGAAUUCACCAUUGGAUCUGCAGUUCGCCAUGUCGGAGCUGCUGCAGUUCUCAACGUUUUGAGCUUACAAAUCGACCCAGAUGCAACUCUCUUAUCAACAGAAUUCCCCAGAUCCUGGUUGAUUCCUGUUCUCCGCGUUAAUAUCCAUAAUGCUCCUCUAUCCCUGUUCGCUUCAUUCUUCCUUCCAUUAGCGAUCAAAAUUCACAGACGUUUAUCUAGCUUAGACGGUCUCCCUCAAAGAUUGUAUAAUACACUCCAAAUGCAAAUUUGGGAGCUCUUGCCUUCAUUCUGUGAGUCUCCAUCAGAUUUGGAAAAGUCUUUCCCUGACUUAGCACCUGUUUUGGGAGCAGCUUUGAAUGAGAGAAAAGAUCUGAGAUUAAUAAUACUCUCAGCUAUUCGUAGAGCCUUGAAGUUCGUUCUUCAGCCUGAUGCUUCAUCUGAGAGAGUCGAAGUGUUGGCCAGAUAUGCCAAAAAUUUCUUACCUCUUCUGUUCAAUAUGUACAUUAAUACUUCUAUUGAGAGUGAUUAUGAUGACCAGGGAGUCAGAGCAUCCGUUCUCGAAACAAUCAAAAAUUAUUCCGAAGUUGCUCCUGCUGAGCUUAUUAGUCGUUUUGUCGAUUCCGCCAUCUCCAAAUAUAAGGAGAGUGCUGAUGAUCCGAAAGCCAGCUUGAAGAGGUCUCGUAUAUUUGAUCUGAUGAUCUGUCUGGUUCGUGUAGCAGAAGCUACUGCUGUAGAUAAGAUUAUCGAAGUGGUUCUUCCUUUCUUCAAAAACCCUCAGUCUUAUCAGAAGAAGGCUUUCCGAGUUCUCGAAGAAUUGAUUCUCAGAAGAUCUUCCCCAGCUCUCUCGAACCUCUUUGAACGAUUGGAAAACGAGAUUGAUGAGAUUAUGGGUCUUCCUUUUGAUGUGAUAUGUCCUUCUUCUCGACCAUCGUACAUGAACUGUUGUAUCAACUUGAUUGAUAGUUGCGAAGAUUACAAGCAACUUAGCAAGUUCUGUAUGGGAGCUGUAGACUCGAUCAUAAUGUGCUUGGACAAGUUGAACAAUACUCGUGCUAGAAGUAACGCUAGUACUUGCUUACAACAUUUAUGCAGCAAACUGGCUACUCUCUCUGUGGAGGCAGGGGAAACUCCUUCUGCAGCUCUUAAUCAGGUUCUCAGUCGUGUAUACGAACUGUCCACAUGUCCUGAAGGCAACGCUAAUGUUGAGAUGACACUUGCCCGUUCUGCUCUUGUGGGUCUCAACAUUAUCGCCCAGAAGCAGAUCAAAGUACUCAAUGCCACACAUAUCUCAAGACUUGUGUCUCAUGGUACCUCAUGGAUUGUGGAUGGACGUCCACCUGUUAGAAUUUUGGCUAUUAGAUUGCUGAGAAUCUUGGUUUCGAAGAUGCCCGAAUUCGCUUUGCAACAAUAUAGAGAUCUGUUACUCAAUGCCAUAUUUGUAGACCAAUUGACUUGCGAUCUCACUAUCAAGAUCCGUAAAGCUAACAGGUUGUUACUGGAAGUUUUGGUUGACAAGUUUGGUGGUGAAGUGCUUGAGAAGUUCACGAAGAAAGAUGAAUGGCUCAAACAAAUCAAAAAUAUUCAAAAAAUCAAAAGAAGAAAGGCAGCUAAAGCUAGUGGUCAACAGGUCGAACCUGACAGUGAUGAUGAUGGUACAAGCGCUAUUGGUUCACGUGUCAGUAGCACACGAACAGCUAAUGCUGAUACUAUUCUUGAGCUAUUGGAAGAUAGUGAAGACGAGGAUGAUAGUGAGAAAUUCCUCGAGACACGCAGCAGGGCUGGAAGUGUUUGGCUCAAAGAAGACCAAGGAGGAGAAGCUGUUGAUCUUCUGGAUACUGAACAUCUGCUCAGCAAGGCUACUACUAAUGAUCCUGCUUUGCAAGCUAGACGAAAUGCUAAGAUGUUAGAGAAGAAAAAAGAAACUGGAUUCAAGUUCACAAAGGCGGGUAAAAUUGUAAUUCUAGAUGACGAAAUGGAAUCCGAAAGUAGAAGAAAGAGAAGAAGUGACUUCGAUGCUUUGGAUGCAGACAUGCCAGCUGCUCAAGGCAAGAAGAGAAAGGAUGACAGCGACGCAGAAUCCGAUUAUGAAGAUUCAGAUUCUGAUGAUGGCAAAUCUAAGAAGGCUAAGUCUACUGUCUCUACAGCAUCAUCAUAUAAACCAGGAGGAAAGGGUAUUCACAGAGACUUGAAACAGAAGGGCAAAAAGAAGGAGAAGAAACAAGGAAAUGUACAACCAUAUGCUUAUAUUUCUUUGAAAGAUAAGGCAGCCAAAGGCGACAUCAGGAAAAUUUUAAAGUCAAAAAGAAAAAGUGGUAAAGGUAAAGCCAAACUUACUUAA